GAGGCGCCUUUUCUGAGCUCAUGUUGUUUGGAAAAGUAGCGUUUACUUUCCUCAGGGCCGAGAGUGUUUUAGCCCAGAAAAGAAUUAAAUUCAUAUCUGUACUAAACCACGUAAACAGAAACUCAUCCGUUUAGGCUGAAUUAUACAAAAUGGCCUCUAAAAAGAAGCGAACGCCUAAUGUACAAAAUGACAGCUGGGUUGUCGUUGCUGCAGACUCUGUCAUCGACACACAGAAGCCCGACAGUGAUCCAGCUUUUGUGAGACUAAGGAAUCCAUCUACAGAUGCAGCAUCUCUGUAUAUGCUGGGUAGUGGUGAUAUGCAGCUGUAUGAGGUCAAAGCAUUUGAAGAAGAUUUCCACUCCUGGUUUGUUGGUCAGACUGUACAAAGAGAUGGGAGACUCCUGUUCAUAACACCAAUGGAUCCUCUCUAUCUCAUUUUGCCCUAUUUGAUUACGGCUGGAAAAGAGGGGAAGUUCCAGCCUGUGGAUCAGGUUGUUAUGGAUGAGGAAUUCCCAGUUUGCUCAAGGCUGCUGAGCUGCACACGUUCCCUGGCCACCCUGCACCACAUUGCCGAGGAAAAAGAGGUGGGAAGCCGGAAAUUUCAUCGAUACAGCCAAGAGAAGACAAUGAACUGGUUAAAGAAAAAGGUGGAGAGGACAGUCGUUGCCCUCAAGAAGAGAAAUAUCUCAGUGGGAGAAGGAGUCAAAUCCACAACAUAUGUCAGAAUGAAGUCAGAAUCAGACUACCAUGAGGAGGACUACCUUCGCUAUGCCCACGGCCUGAUAUCGGAGUACAUCAGUGAAGACCUGAGCAAAGCCCUCCUCAAACACCUGCAGUUACCAGAGCUCACAAGCCCAAAGGAAACAGAGCCGCCCUCCAAGAAGCGGAAACUGUCAGAUAAACCGGUGGAGGCCGGAGAGGACUACACCAAAUUCAACAGUGCAGACUUUUCGCGGAAACCACCCAAGAAGAUGACGGCUGCUCAGAAAACUCUGGCUAAGGUGGACAAGACCGGCAUGAAGCCUAUGUCAUCCUUCUUCAGCCCCAAGGGCAAGGCAGAAAAGAAAUGAAUGUUGUAUAGUUUCUGGUUUGUACAUGAUAAAUUUGUAAUAAAGAAAAGAAAACAUGA
Messenger RNA from Seriola aureovittata, 1129 nucleotides. RefSeq names its product ribonuclease H2, subunit B (gene rnaseh2b). Bases 150 to 1070 code for a protein of 306 amino acids. Gene Ontology annotation, cellular component: ribonuclease H2 complex; nucleoplasm. Gene Ontology annotation, biological process: RNA catabolic process; ribonucleotide metabolic process. The record is from RefSeq and is a predicted model, not a curated record. Lineage: Eukaryota; Metazoa; Chordata; Actinopteri; Carangiformes; Carangidae. The transcript has 11 exons.